CUGCAGCUGGAUGCGGAGGCGGCGCUGACGGGCCUGGAGGUGCUGCUGGGGCUGGCACACAACAACUGGGUGCAGGGCCGCCUGGCCAACCACCCCCGCCUGGCUGCCGGGCUAGAUGCGCUGCUGGAUGAGGACGCGGUGGUGACGCUGAGGGCGCUGCUGGAGACACAGCAGCAGCAACAACAAGGGGGAGGAGGCGGAGGAGGAGGAGGAGGAGGAGGAGGGGGGCAGGCUGCAGGCGGGGGCGGCGAGCUGCACACAGCACAGCGCCGCAGCAGCGGUGGUGGUGGAGGAGGAGGUGGAGGUGGCGGUGGUCGUAAUGCAACCCCUGCUGCUGCCGCCGCCUCAACCGCAAUGCAUGCAGGACACCCGCAUGCGCACCCCUUGCAGCCACCCCACCCGCAUGGCCGCGGCCCGAGUCCUAGUCCGCUGGGGCCGCAUGCCGGGGCCUCCACCUCCACAUCCCCUGCCGCUGCUGCCCCUGCUGCUGCCCACCUGCACAACCCCCAUCUGCCGCCCGGCACGCCUCCAGGGCUGUCCCUUGCCAGCAGCGCCUCCUCCCUAGCAGGGGCGGC
Molecule: messenger RNA, 575 nt
Organism: Astrephomene gubernaculifera
Lineage: Eukaryota; Viridiplantae; Chlorophyta; Chlorophyceae; Chlamydomonadales; Astrephomenaceae
Source: the annotation of a GenBank genome assembly